CAUGACUAUGAACACUUUCAGCUUCCUGUGUGCCUUCGGCCUCUUUGCUGUUCCGCAGGUUCCUGGCACCUUGGCAGAGGAUGUGGAGCUCUUGGCAGGCACCAUCCUGGCCUCUUCCUCAGACCAAAGUGAGAUUGUGAACAAGCAUAACGCCCUGAGAAGAGAUGUUCAGCCUACUGCUAGCAACAUGUUGAAAAUGAGCUGGAAUAACGAGGCUGCAGCCAGCGCUCAGAGAUGGGCCAACACCUGCUCCAUGAAACACAGCCCUGACAACUCCAGAAAGAUCAGCACUGGCGACUGUGGCGAGAACCUGUACAAGUCCAGCUACAAGAACACAUGGUGCAAGGUCAUCCAGUCCUGGUACGAUGAGGUGAAGGACUGGCGCUACGGAGUGGGAGCCAUCAACGGAGGAGUGAUCGGACACUACACACAAGUUGUUUGGUACAGGUCCAACCAGAUUGGCUGUGCUAUGGCCUACUGUCCCAACUCAGAGUACGAGUACUUCUACAUCUGCCACUACUGCCCACCGUAAGUACAGAACAUUUUUUCUCUUUUUCAAUGGAAAGUCUAGCACAUUUGUUUUACUUUUAGUGACUACAUGAGUAUUUCUGUGUCCAUUGAGUUAAAGGUCCAGUGUGUAGGAUUUAGUGGCAUCAGCAGUGAAAUUGCAGUUUGCAACCAUUCGAAUACCGUUCGCAUCACCCUCCACUUCCAAGCAUGUAGAAGAAACUACAGUGGUCGCAAAACUUGCAAAAAAAAUGCAAAAGGCCUUAUCUACAGCCAGUGUUUGGUUCAUCCGUUUUGGGCUACUGUAGAAACUCCAUGGAAGGGGACCCGCUCCCUCUGUACAUAAAAACGGCUUCUAAGGUAUUGAAAACACAAUGAUUCUUAUUUUUAGGUGAUUAUACACUAAUUAAGACAUACUUAUAAAUAUUAUAUUCCAUUUCUGCUCUUCCUAAAUGUUACACACUGGACCUUAAAAUGGAUCCAAGAUGAAGUUCCAUCAUGUUUUAUUAAAUGUAUUUGUAUUAAAUGCUUCUCAAAAAGUAUCGAUUUUUCACAGAUUUUCUUUUUCUGAUAAAUAUCGUGUGAGUCAUUAGGCUGUUACAUUUAAUAUUUGAUGCUUUGGCCUACAUUACAGUGGAAACUACCAGUACGCUCGCCCCUACAAGGCAGGACCCUCCUGCGCCGACUGCCCCAACGCCUGCGACAACAAA
Siniperca chuatsi (mandarin fish) is the source of this 1217-nucleotide messenger RNA. RefSeq names its product cysteine-rich venom protein TEL1-like. Gene Ontology annotation, cellular component: extracellular region. The record is from RefSeq and is a predicted model, not a curated record. NCBI's taxonomy places the organism in Eukaryota, Metazoa, Chordata, Actinopteri, Centrarchiformes, Sinipercidae. Bases 2 to 532 code for a protein of 176 amino acids. The transcript has 6 exons.